AUGCAGCUAUUUCCCAUAACUACUCUGCUGGUCAGCAUUGCUGCUGCCAUCCCGUCCUACCGUGAUGUGCGCGGCAAUACGCCUGUGCGCAUUCGAAUCGGUGUUGACAGGGCCGCUUCACAGACGGCUCUGACAGUACUUACAAGGGAUCGGGACGUGACCAUCGGUAAGAGCUGUUCGGCUACUCUCAACACGGGAAAUUUUGCACAAUUUCCGAUUAUUUCCCAGCUCGAUGAUAACGGCAGUGGCACUGGAAGCAUCACGAUUGGCAACAAUGUGUAUACAAUCCAUUCAGAUACCGAUGCUUCUGGUGGCAUUUCAUGCAGCAGACUAUUUGGAGAAGAUAUCUUGCUAAUUGAGUGCGAUGCUACUAUUCCAGCAACUAAACAACUGAUUCCGGUUGCUACAGAAGAACUUUCCACAUGUGUGACGGACACUUUCUUUUCAGCCAUUUUGGAGAAUGAGGCUCUGCAGCCAGCAUUCGACCCACCGACUGAGGGCAGCUCAACAGACUUCAACUCUACCGACUUCAAAUCUACUGAAUUGGACACUGAGCUUAGUAAACGCCAAACACCAAGCCCGUGCAUACAAUGGAGUCCGUUCACUGAGAAAGACGGUGACGGCAGCCCAACCCAGAGCAUGCAGUUUAUCCAACUCAGUGAAAACAUCUUUUGUGGUGCUGCGAGUGAGUGCAGUGCUGGCCGCGAGGAUUCUACAUCCUACGCUAUCGGAUUUUCAGUUGCAGGUGCUCUUACCCGGUGGGCCAGUGUCGGCUUCGCUGUGGAACAAAGCAGGUCAACGGAUACCACUCUCAAUGUUAACUACAAAUACCUGAUAGGUAUUGUAAUGGCUAAGGUAACCUACGGUCUUGUGGCGAUAUAUAACGAGGAGAGUGGGGCAUUGACUGAAAUUGUCUCGCUUUUGUCUGAUAAGAACCCGACGCUCAAGAUCAUUGAAGUUGGUAAUGGUACCGGAAGUGCGACUCGGAAAGUAUUGCCAGCUCUAAACGGGCAUGUUCAACAGAAACUUGAAGCUAGUAUUUACCCGGAGAUCAAAGCGUUUCCUGAUAUCAAGGGCCGACAUAUGAUCGGAGAUAUUGAUCGCGAUUCACAAGCUCGGAUAUUUACACAAACUUCUGCUGCUGAACUUCUAGAGGGCGAGAUCGAGAUUGAUGUCCAGGUGAUGGACUUCAGCAACAAAGAAGUUCCUCUGCAGUCACCCAGUUCAAAGUGGGAGACAGGAUUUGUGGCCUGGCUUUCCCUGAUCAUGCUAGCAUCGGGGUGCGGACCCUCGCAGCACUCCGUUACGCUUUGA
Trichoderma breve is the source of this 1314-nucleotide messenger RNA. RefSeq lists its product as uncharacterized. The coding region runs from base 1 to 1314 and encodes 437 amino acids. The transcript has 4 exons. The record is from RefSeq and is a predicted model, not a curated record. Lineage: Eukaryota; Fungi; Ascomycota; Sordariomycetes; Hypocreales; Hypocreaceae.